Messenger RNA from Xyrauchen texanus (razorback sucker), 3042 nucleotides. RefSeq names its product serine/arginine repetitive matrix 3 (gene srrm3). The transcript has 14 exons. Lineage: Eukaryota; Metazoa; Chordata; Actinopteri; Cypriniformes; Catostomidae. The record is from RefSeq and is a predicted model, not a curated record. Bases 128 to 1960 code for a protein of 610 amino acids. Gene Ontology annotation, molecular function: mRNA binding.
CAGCAGUUCAGCACCACACGCGGCGGACAGCUCCCGCUCCUCACUGAAGAAAACCCCAUUAAACCAUCGCAGAACCCUUCGAAACGGACCCGGUCAACACCCACACGACGAACCGAGUGCCGUGGCCAUGUACGAUGGGGCGAGGGUUCCCUCCCCUGAGGAAGGCACUAACGGGGUCCCUGUGCAGCCUGAGACCCCAGCGGCCACAUGUCCCAAAGCUAACGAAGAGCCUGAGGAAGAGGUAUGUGUACCAACCGAGCCCGUCCUGGUGAAGAAAGCCCACCGUGAGAUUCUGGACCAUGAGAGGAAGAGGAGGGUAGAGCUGAAAUGCAUGGAGCUACAGGAGAUGAUGGAGGAACAAGGGUAUUCAGAAGAUGAAAUCAGACAGAAGGUUGAAACUUUUCGUCAGAUGUUAAUGGAGAAAGAGGGAGUGAUAAUGCGAGACGGCCCACGUCCACCGGUCAGGCUGCUUCCUCACGGUGAUGAAGAUCAUGUGGGAAACAUUGCAUACACUGAUGGCUAUGAGGAAGACUGCAACUGGGAUAGAGAAUAUUACAAUCGUGACUCAACCACCCACGAUGACUGCAGAUCCAAGAGGAAAUCCAGCAGUUCCCCUUCACCUCGGCCAAAGAAGAGGAAAAAGAAGAAAGCAAGAAAGCACAAUCGUGCCGAGAGUCCAUCUCCAACCCGCAGAGAAAAGAGGAAGAAAAGCAGCAAGAAACACAAAAGAGACAGGUCCACAUCUGGUGCCAGGAGGAAGCGGAGACACAGAUCUGGGAGCCCCACAAAUAAACACAAAGAUAAGAACAAACAGAAAAAGAGGUCAUCUGUGGAUUCUCCUAGCAGAGUUUCUCAGCACAGAGGAAGCUGUUGUAGUUCUCGCAGUGGAUCGGUUUCAUCCACAGUCAGCGCCUCCAAGUCCCCCAACAGAUCGAAUGUGAAGUGCAGUAACGACAGGCACAAACAGGGAGGAAGUCGCUCCGGUCACAGCCCACCGCCGUCCCCCAGAACCGACCAGCCAAUCACGUGGCAGAAUGGGAACUACGGCGCACGCGUCCGCAACGGCAAAGAAUCCGGAGUCAAAAACACAGACUGGAAUAAAGCCAACGAUAAACCUCGACCUCUGGCGGCGUCCCCCUCGAGUGCGCAGACGUACACGUCACCUCCUCCAAGAGGUGCCAAGCACCCCAAGAACCCUGGAGGAAUCGUGGCCCAGACGGGAGAUGACGGUUGCAGAGACGGCAAAUCGCUUUUGGAAUCGUCGGGGAGACGCAGCGGGCGGCCGAGGGUCCGAGAGAAGACGUCUGACUCGCCAGCGCACAGCAGCGACUCUCAACGUGAUCCACACGCAAAAAACAGGACUCAGAAGAGGACAAAAGGAUCUCAUUCGUCGAAGAGGCACCAUCGUGGACGAGGUCAGAAUCGUCACCGGAGUUCAUCCGUGUCACCGGGUCAGCACAAACACACGUCUAAGAAGAAGAACAACAAAAGUCACGGAGCCACAAGACAACGGAGCAGCUCCUGGAGCAGCGGGAGGUCAUCGCCACGACCUCAUUCAAGAGAACGCGACCCCAGCAAGAACAAAUCACCACACACCCGCCAGAACAACUCAAGAGAGAGAGACAGUCCUCAUCAUUCUGAUGCGGAGAGAUCUCGCCGCCGCUCACGCAGUUAUUCUCCCAUCCGGAAGAGACGGAGAGACUCGCCCAGUUUCAUGGAAGCUCGUCGGAUCACCAGCGCACGGAAGCGGCCAAUCCCGUAUUACCGCCCGAGUCCUUCCUCUUCCAGCUCCGCGAGCAGCUACUGCAGCUCUAGUCGCAGUCGCAGCCGCAGCCGCAGUUACUGCAGCUACAGCAGUUACAGCAGCUACAGUCGCAGUCGCAGCAGGAGUCGCUCCCGGAGCCCCAGUCCGGCACACAGUUACUACAGCCAAAGCAGCUCCGAGAGCCCUGGAUUCUGAGAUGAACUGGAGGUACACAGGGGGACUAAAAACAUUAAAACUGCACAGGAUAUCCACGUUCCCUUUCUACCGCAGGAUCUGCGCGGAAGACAACCAGAAGUAAAAAUAUGACAUUGAAUCAUGUCCAGAUAAAAUGCAGCUGGAAUCAGGGUUCCCAAACACACAGGAACACCAGGAAGCAGGAUAGAAGAACGUCCAGUCAAUAGGACUGAAAAAAGAGUAACAGAGUUUGUUCAAACAGGUUGCAACAUUUCGAAUUGUUUUAUUUUUCUUAUUCAAAUCUGUUUUAUUGUUGGUGGUCUAAAAACGGCAAAAAACAUCUGAAAUCUAAUUUACACAAAGCCAUUCGUACAUAACUGGUUUUGUCAACAUCUGUUUAUUAAAUGCAGGCAAUGUUACAAAUACAAACACUUUAUUUAAUGAUUUAAAAGCCUGAAGAACAAAGAUAAGAUAAGCACUUUUUUCCUGAAAUUCUUCCACGUUUGCAAAAAUAACCAAAAAAUGGGUUAUUAAUGAAACGCUAAAGUGUUUGGAGUACUGUAGAUUAUCUUAAACAUGUAUUACAAAAGGGUGCAGAAUCAAGAAACAAUAUUCCUAGUGUAAUGAGUCUCGACAAACAAGAACAAACUGUUAGAUUUGUCAAUAGCUUGUGAUUUGAGGGAAUCUCUCGGGUCAUAUUUUACCAUGAAAAAUAAGAAAUUAUAUUUUGCACAAAGAUAAUGAAGCCUUUUAUACCACCAUUAAGAUUGUUUCAUUGUUUUCAAAAUUAUUAAGCAACCAUUUCAAACCAUUUUCACUCACACACACACACACACAAAACAUGUGUUACCAAAACAUUUAAGCAACCAUUUUAAACAAUACAUUUAAAAAGCAAUUUGAUUGUUACAUUAUUUUCAAAACAAUUAAGAAACAAUUUGAAACAAUUAAACAAAUCAUUGUUAAAUUAUUUUCAAAACAAUCAAGAAACAAUUUCAAACAAUUAAAAAAGAAUUGUUACAUUAUUUUCAAAACAAUCAAGAAACUAUUUCAAAUAAUUAAAAAAUAAUUGUUACAUUAUUUUCAAAACAAUCAAAAAAAUUAUU